AUGGGAGAUAAAUUCCAAUUCUCUAUAGAUCGUGGGGGUACUUUCACUGAUAUAUACGCUAGAUGCCCUGGAGGGAAAAUCCGAGUUAUGAAAUUACUCUCGGUAGAUCCUAGUAAUUAUAACGAUGCGCCGACAGAAGGCAUCCGUAGAAUAUUAGCAGAGGAAACUGACGUUAAAAUGAAUGGCACAAUCGACACUUCGAAUAUAGAAUGGAUCAGAAUGGGAACAACAGUCGCCACUAAUGCGUUAUUGGAAAGAAAGGGCGCGAAAAUGGCGCUUUUAAUAAAUGAGGGUUUCAUGGAUCUUCUGUACAUCGGUAAUCAGUCCCGGCCAAAUAUUUUCGAUUUGGAGAUAGCGAUGCCGCAGGUUUUGUACAAAUAUGUAAUAGGAGUAAAAUGCAGGGUAAUUCCUGCUCUGCCGGGAAGUUGUCGUAUGGAAAAUCAGUCGUGGCGAAGGGUAAAAGGUUCCACCGGCGAGGAUCUGUUCGUUAUUCAAGAACUUGAUCAGGCACAAUUGAAGGAAGAUUUGAAAACACUUCGUAAUUUGGAAAUAGAUAGUCUCGCUGUCGUUCUGGCACAUAGCUAUACUUAUGCAGCUGACGAGAUCAGAAUUGGCGAAUUAGCGCGAGAAGCAGGCUUCUCACAAGUGUCUCUUUCACACGAGGUAAUGCCAAUGACAAGAAUGGUUCCUAGAGGCUUUACAGCGUGUGCAGAUGCUUAUUUGACGCCACACAUUAAAAAUUAUCUACAGACUUUCUCUUCGGGAUUUAAAGACAACUUGAAAGAUGUAAACGUAUUAUUCAUGCAGAGUGAUGGCGGAUUAACACCUAUGAAUUCUUUUAAUGGAUCACGUGCUAUACUUUCUGGACCAGCUGGUGGCGUCGUUGGGUACGCGAUGACGACUUAUGGAAAGGAGACUGAUCUACCAGUAAUCGGAUUCGACAUGGGCGGCACAUCUACUGAUGUAAGUCGAUACGGAGGAAGUUAUGAGCACGUUUACGAGAGCACUACGGCAGGCGUCGCUAUACAAGCUCCGCAGUUGGAUGUCAAUACAGUUGCGGCGGGAGGUGGGUCGAUGCUUUUCUUCAGGUCCGGUCUCUUCGAAGUCGGGCCUGAGAGCGCGGGAGCCCAUCCAGGACCGGCAUGUUACAAAAAAGGCGGUCCACUGACCGUAACGGACGCCAAUCUCGCACUAGGUCGCUUACUGCCCGAAUACUUCCCCCAAAUUUUUGGGCCCGAGGAAAACGAGCCGCUCGACGUAUCUCGUACGUUGAGUAUGUUCACAAAACUUACCUACGAGAUCAAUGAAUUUUUAAAGAAGGAUGAAGCAAUGUCGAUCGAUGAAGUGGCAAUGGGGUUUAUCAGAGUCGCGAAUGAGACCAUGUGCCGACCGAUUCGCGCUCUGACUCAGGCAAAGGGCUACGAUACUUCGCGUCACGUCCUGGCAUGUUUCGGCGGUGCCGGAGGACAACAUGCCUGUGCAAUCGCUCGAUCGUUGGGCAUAAGUACGGUUUUUGUCCACAAGUAUGCCGGCAUUUUGUCAGCUUACGGAAUGGCAUUGGCAGAUGUUGUUGAAGAGGCACAAGAACCAAGCGCCGAAACUUACAAUCGCGAAAACUUCGCCCGCUUGGAUGAUCGUUUGGACGCGAUGGAAGCCAAAGUCAGAAGUAGACUUCGCGCACAAGGAUUUGCUGAUUCUCAAAUAAAGACGGAACCAUUUUUACACUUACGUUAUGACGGCACUGAUUGCGCUUUAAUGUGCACCCCUGCAAAAGAAAAUUUAGCGAGCACCACAACUAGACACGGAGAUUUUCUCACUACUUUUCUAGAUAGGUAUAAGACAGAAUUUGGCUUUACGAUACCAGACCGCAAGAUUUUAGUCGAUGAUGUGAGAGUUCGAGGAAGUGGAAAAACUGAAAUUCCUGAGGAUCCUACAUUACCUCCUUCUCAAGCUUCGCCAAAAGCUGAAAAAACCACUAUGGUAUACUUCGAAGGUGGCUAUCAGGAAACAGAAGUCUAUCAGUUACCUUUGUUAUCCCCUGGAGAUAUUUUACGUGGUCCCGCCAUUAUUAUGGAUAGUUUGAGCACAUUAUUAGUGGAACCAGACUGUACUGCGGAAAUCACUUGUCGCGGUGAUGUGAAAAUCACGAUUGGGCAAGGUCGACGAACGAAAGUCACCACUGAUCUCGAUAGUAUUCAGCUCAGUAUCUUUUCGCAUCGUUUUAUGAGCAUUGCUGAACAAAUGGGUCGAGUACUUCAACGAACUUCGAUCUCCACUAACAUUAAAGAGCGAUUGGACUUUUCGUGCGCAAUUUUUGGCCCUGACGGCGGUCUUGUUUCAAAUGCACCUCAUAUCCCGGUGCAUCUGGGUGCGAUGCAAGAAACCGUGCAAUACCAGAUGAAAGCAUUUAAUGGAAAGUUCACCCCGGGAGACGUCAUUCUCGCUAAUCAUCCAUUAGCAGGCGGUUCCCAUCUUCCAGAUUUGACAGUCAUCACGCCAGUAUUUUACAGAGAUGUGCCUGCACCGGUAUUCUUCGUGGCCAGUCGUGGUCAUCAUGCUGAUAUCGGUGGUAUCACGCCGGGCUCUAUGCCACCUCAUUCAACGAGCUUGAGUCAAGAAGGCGCCGUCUUUAAAAGUUUUCUGCUAGUACAUAAGGGAGUAUUCAGAGAAAAAGAACUAACGGAUGCUUUGAUGGCCCCAGGCAAAAUACCGGGAAGUUCGGGGACCAGAAAUCUCUCGAACAACAUCAGUGACCUCAAAGCUCAGAUCGCAGCGAAUCAAAAAGGUUUUCAACUGGUAAACGAACUAAUUGAUAUAUACAGUCUCGAGGUAGUUCAAGCAUAUAUGGAUUAUAUUCAACGCAAUGCCGAAGUUGCCGUUCGAGAAAUGUUAAGAUCGAUAGGUACGAGAAUUAAAAUGCGAAGAGGAAAAGAAACCGAAAUCGAUGCCGUUGAUUACCUUGAUAACGGUAGUCCCAUCAAGUUACAUGUAAAUCUCGAUAUCAACAAGGGUGAAGCGGUUUUCGAUUUUAGUGGAACAGGUUGUGAAGUAUGGGGUAAUUGCAACGCGCCGCGUGCCAUAACUUUGUCUGCGGUAAUUUAUUGUUUGAGAUGUAUGGUGGGUCGUGACAUACCAUUAAAUCAGGGUUGUUUGAAGCCUGUGAAAAUAAUUAUCCCUGAGGGAUCGUUACUCGAUCCCUCGAAUGAUGCGGCGGUGGUGGGUGGCAAUGUCUUGACAUCGCAGCGUAUUGUUGACGUAAUCUUAGCAGCUUUCGAAAUUUGCGCGGCGUCACAGGGUUGUAUGAACAACGUAACUCUCGGCACUGAAGAAUGGGGUUACUAUGAGACAGUUGCCGGUGGCAGUGGAGCAGGAGCGACAUGGCACGGCAGAAGUGCCGUUCACACGCACAUGACCAACACGAGAAUCACAGAUCCAGAAAUACUCGAGCUUCGCUAUCCAAUUAUACUUAACCGCUUCUCUAUUCGACCUGGAAGUGGUGGUAAUGGAGCUUAUAUCGGUGGCGACGGUGCUGUGCGUGAAAUGAUAUUUAGAGCUCCGAUGACCUUAUCUGUAUUAACCGAGCGGAGAGUAUAUCAUCCACCUGGAUAUAAUGGUGGUGAGGAUGGAGCAUGUGGCUUAAAUAUUUUGGUGCGGGCUGAUGGCAGACGGAUCAAUUUAGGCCCAAAGGCUGCCGUUCCAGUUUAUGCGGGAGAUAAGUUCAUUAUGGAAACUCCUGGUGGUGGUGGUUAUGGUUCCGUUUACGAAGAGAAGCAAGAGAUUGAGAGAUCUUCAAUCUGUUCGAAAACUUAUGAUUCUCAACAUUUAAAAACAAAAUCUGCAUCAAAAUACAAAGAUUCAAAAUCUAACAGCAGUCUGCAUAGUUUUACAGAACGUGGAAGUGUAUUUGAGUACCGUAUGGCCCAGGAAUCGGUUUAAUAAAACUCACAAUUAUUGUCAUAAACGCGACAAAUUUUAGCAUAGAAAACGUAUAUCGGAAAAAACGAAUAAGUUACAAUAGUAGAUUUACGCUUCAAUGCAUAAAUUUUCUUUAAUAACAUUAUCUGUUUUAAAUCAAAUCAUAUUUGUUCAAAAUUAUAUCUUGUUUUUAGUUAUAUCAUUGCAAAAUUGUUAAGAAAUGUUAUUUACUGUUAUAUUU
This is a messenger RNA of Temnothorax curvispinosus, 4156 nucleotides long. RefSeq names its product 5-oxoprolinase. Gene Ontology annotation, molecular function: 5-oxoprolinase (ATP-hydrolyzing) activity. NCBI's taxonomy places the organism in Eukaryota, Metazoa, Arthropoda, Insecta, Hymenoptera, Formicidae. Gene Ontology annotation, cellular component: cytosol. The record is from RefSeq and is a predicted model, not a curated record. The coding region runs from base 1 to 3936 and encodes 1311 amino acids. Gene Ontology annotation, biological process: glutathione metabolic process. The transcript has 21 exons.